AUGAAGGUUAAUUCAAAAGUAUUCUUAUUUAUAUAUUUUAUGAUUUUUUUAGAAGGUUAUUUUUCUCUAUUUUUGUUUAGCACAAGUGUUUUUCCCAGGGAAUUCACUAAAGCUGUAGAAAAACAUCUAAGAGAGGAUUAUGGAGAUAGGGAUGUUGCCGUUUUUAGUGAUGUAUUUCUAAGUCCUUCUGAAGAAGAAGAUUUAAAAGUUUCUAUGAAAAAAUACGCAGGAUCACAUUUUAUUGAAGAAUAUGAGAACUUAAUGGACGAAAACACGACAGAUUCAAAAAAAAUUCUAGCGAAAUCAAUGAUAAAUUUAAUUAAGCAGCAAUUUAUUAAAUUAAAAGAGAUAGAAACACGAUAUGUUAAACCUAAUUUUGAGCAAUUUAAGCAAGUUACAGAAUUAAAACCUGAAAUUUCAGAUUUAAGAGCAGAUACGCCGUGUAAUACAGAAGCCGAAUGUAAAAAAUUAGAGAAUAUGAUGAAUAUUUGCACAUAUAUCAGAGGGGGGGCUGAUUUUGCAUAUGAUAUUUUUUUAGUAACAACUCAUGUUGUUACUAGUAUGAUGGCAGUGUUAUGUGCUUGUAUUUUUAUUGGACCUGUACAUGUCUGCGCUUUAAAAAAUUUUCCGUAUACGUGCAAAUUACCUUAUCCUGUUUUUUCAACCUUAUUUAUGGCAACUUCAGCAGUUUGGGAAGUGGUAAAAGCUACUACAGUGUUAUGUAGAGUGUAUGGAGAUUUAUCAGUUAUGUCAAAAAUGUCAUGA
Messenger RNA from Plasmodium relictum, 765 nucleotides. Its product is annotated as conserved Plasmodium protein, unknown function. The coding region runs from base 1 to 765 and encodes 254 amino acids. NCBI's taxonomy places the organism in Eukaryota, Apicomplexa, Aconoidasida, Haemosporida, Plasmodiidae. The transcript has 12 exons. The record is from RefSeq and is a predicted model, not a curated record.